Molecule: messenger RNA, 1332 nt
Organism: Chenopodium quinoa (quinoa)
Lineage: Eukaryota; Viridiplantae; Streptophyta; Magnoliopsida; Caryophyllales; Amaranthaceae
Exons: 2
Coding region: 1-1332 (443 amino acids)
Source: RefSeq, a predicted model, not a curated record
AUGAACAGUGUGGAGGAUUUACUGGCUGAGGAAGAAGCAAGUGGUCCUAGAGAUUUACGGAGUAGAUACUUGAACGCAAUAACUUUGGUGCAGCGGUUUGGAAAACCAGAUUUGUUUAUAACUAUUACAUGCAAUCCUAAUUGGCCAGAGAUCAAACAAGAACUUGCUCCUGCAGAGCUUGCCCAAAAUAGGCCAGAUUUAAUUGCAAGGAUUUUCCAUGCAAAUUUAAUUGCUCUUAAGAAGCAAAUCAUGGAGGAGAAAUUUUUUGGAGAGGUUGCUGCAUUGAUAUAUGUUGUUGAGUUUCAAAAACGUGGCCUUCCUCAUGCUCAUAUUUUAUUAAUAUUGGCUCCCGGUUAUAAGAUUAAAGAUGCAGCAGCUUUUGAUAAGUUUGUAACUGCAGAGAUCCCCUCAACACAAAAUCCUCACUUAAGGCAAGAUGUGUUGUCUCACAUGAUGCAUGGCCCUUGUGGGAAGGCAAAUCCUGAAUGCUCGUGUAUGAAACACAAAGGCCGAUUGGGUGUUUGUAAGUAUGGAUAUCCAAAACCAUAUGUAGCUGAGACAAUUAGCCAUGAGGAUGGGUAUCCUAUGUAUAGAAGACGCGAUACUGGGGAAACAGUAAUGAUUCAAAGGAAGCCUAUGGAUAACAGGUGGGUCAUUCCAUAUAAUCCGCAUUUGUUAGCACUUUAUGAUUGUCACGUGAAUGUUGAAGUGUCUUCUACAAUUCGGGCUGUAAAAUAUCUUUACAAGUAUGUCUACAAGGGGCAUGAUCGUAUUUCUUUUAAUGUUUCUUCUGUGGAUAAUCCAAAACCCAGAGAUGAAAUAGGGAAGUUCCAAUCAGGGCGUUGGGUUUCUCCUUGUGAAGCUGCAUGGCGUCUGUUCAGUGUUGGACUCUUUGAAAUGAUACCACCAGUAUUGCCUCUUCAAAUCCAUCUUCCUAAUUUGCACACUGUUCAAUUUAGGCCAGGUGAAAGUCUAGAAUCUGUUGUGAACGACAGCAAAAGGCAAAAAACUGCUCUGACAGAGUUCUAUGCAAUGAAUGCUGCAAAUCCAGAUGGUCCGCAAUAUUUGUAUUCAGAAUUCUCAGAGCAUUUUGUUUGGACAGCAUCUGCAAAGACUUGGACUAAGCGUGAGACUAAAAAAAAGGUUAUUGGUAGGAUGGCCUUUGUAUCCCCAUCUGAAGGUGAACGCUAUUAUCUGCGCCUUUUGCUUGCAAAUGUUCGUGGACCUAAGUCUUUUCAAGAUCUAAGGACUGUUAAUGGCUACAUUCAUGCAACUUACCAAGAAGUUGCUGUCAAGCUUGGUCUUGUAGUUGAAGAUGAUGCUGCGGACUAA